ACCUUUUCAAACAAAUUUCGUAUUGGGUAACCAAAAACAAUAGACAAAAUUUAACAUUUUACCAAAAAAAAAAAAACAAUAGACAAUAUAUAAAACAUCAUAUAUCUGUUCAGUAUCCAAAUAUCCCUCUGAGUCUCUUACAGAAACAUCAGUCCCAACGAAUCAUUUAGAAAAAAAAACCGUCUUUGAGAAAAAUAAUCCAAAACAAUGUACUCUUCAUCGUCUGUAUCAAAACGCCUCCUUUUGAUCCAUGUCUUGGCCAUACAACUUCUCCUUAUAAGCAGUGAAUUGUCUUUAAACACGACCAAUGCGUAUCUCAACCACAAAUGCUUGGUUAGUCAAGGAAAAUACAAGCCGGGAAGCGAUUACGAGAAACUUUUUAGAAAAAUAAUAAAAAUGUUCUAUAAAGCCAGCAUCGAGAAACAAGGUUACGAUCUGCUCGGCUCUGAUACAUUAUCCGCUAUCCUUCAGUGCCGUGGCGACUCCUAUGGCCCCAAGUGCCGCGACUGCUUUGUCACCUCCCUCGCUGUGCUUCGUAGGAAAUGUCCGUGGUCCAAGGGGAGAAUAAUAUGGUAUGAUGAAUGUCUUCUCGCGAUUUCGGCCACCUAUGCUACUGGAAAGAUCGAUUUCGACAAUAUCUUUUGUAUGUCCAACGCGAAGAAGUUGGGAGAUAAGCUCGGGUUUGGAGAUGUUUGGAAUACUCUCAUGGACAAUAAGACGACUUUAGCCACCAGUAAUGUUCAUUACACUGAGCCAACAGCAUUGUUCUAUGUGGGAGAGACGCGGUUCAAGGGUGAUACACUGUAUGGAAUGGUAUAGUGUACAAGAGACUUAUCCCCACACGCUUGGCAGGAGUGUAUAGUGUUUAAGAUUACUAGAAUGAUAACCAGGAGCGAGAUUUGUAGGUAGGAGGCUAGGAGCUGUACUUUUAGGUUUGAGUUUUAUCCUUUUAUUACCAAGCCGGUCCAAAAUAUUUAAAGAGCUAAAUAAAUAUUAACCUAUUUGGUUUGAAUGUUUUCAGUCAAAAGUUUAUGUAACAUCAAGUGAUACUUUUUAAUGAAUGUUUACAGAAUAAAACAACAAAAUAAUAACUGAACUAGGAUAAGACUUGCGCCUUGUGCAAGAUAAAUUUAUAUAAAAUUUAUUAAAAAAUAAUAUACGGAAAAAUAAAUUUAUAUUCUUGAUUGAAUUAAUAUUUUGGUCUUUAAACAAUUUUUUUAAUUUUUUGUUAAUUACAUAAUUUGUUUACUGAUGAGCCGAUCCAAUUUUUAAUAACAUUUUAGGUAAAAAAAUCACUUACCGCCUACCGCAUAAGAACCUAACGUUUAGGUCGAAAAAUCUCGGGUCUAUUUGAUUACAAUGAAACUAUGUCAGCUCGGUUUUAUAUCAUGAUUUAGAAUUUAAAAAUUAAUUAUGGUUAUGAGAAGUUUACGUUCAUGUGCCAAUCCUAUAUAUCUUUAAUAUUUUUCUCUUUUUUAUUUUGGUUAUUGUUCGAUAUAAAUAUUAAUUUUGAAGUUUAUUCUCAUUUCGUUUGUUUGUUUUGACCUGAAAUUUAGAAAAUGCUUAUGUUUUAAAAUAAUUAAAGAUGUACAUACUUCGGUUAAGAUCUGCACCUUUUGCAGAAUAAAUAUUUUAUAUUUAUUAUUUUUAAUGUUUUUCUGCAUAUUAUGAAAUAAUAACAUAAUAGGUAUAUAUAUUAAAUAACUAAGAAAUCAGUUACUAUUAUGUAAUAAAUUAGCAUGUGCAUAUAAAUCAAACUAUAACUCUUGUUUAUUCGCAAUCAUUUUAGGGUAAAUAAAUAAAAAAUCAAUCUUAUCUAUCGUAUAUGAUAUAUAAUUAAAUUUAAAUGAUAUUAAUAAAUAUAUAUAGUACACUUUUAAUAUGGAUAUUUAUUAAAUAAAGUUUCUACUCAUAUGAUUUUCUGAUUUUUUGCAUAUUUAUGUAACAAAAGUUUACACCAACAACUUUUUUUUAAUGUGGGAUAAUUUCAAUAAUUUAUAAUCAUUUAAAAACAAUGAAGAUUUCAAAAUUAAAAUUUUAACUUUUCAAUAUAUGUUCAAUGCAAAUAUCAAAAUAUAAGUAUACAUUUUCAGACGAUGUAUAGUUUAAUUUAAACGAUAUGAUAUAUAUAUAUAUAUGUAUAUAUAUAUAUUAACAUAAAAACCUAUUAAAAUAAAAUUAUUUCUUCAUAUGGUCUUAUAGUCAUUGUAUCUUAAUAUAGAAAAAUUUGAACAUUGAUCGUAAAAGUUUAUGUGAGACUUUUAAUAAUUUUAGUAAUUUAUACUCGUUUUAAAAAAUUUAAACCUUGUAUUUCAAAAUACAACAUA
Brassica rapa (field mustard) is the source of this 2327-nucleotide messenger RNA. Its product is annotated as putative cysteine-rich repeat secretory protein 17. NCBI's taxonomy places the organism in Eukaryota, Viridiplantae, Streptophyta, Magnoliopsida, Brassicales, Brassicaceae. The record is from RefSeq and is a predicted model, not a curated record.